Molecule: messenger RNA, 1561 nt
Organism: Boeremia exigua
Lineage: Eukaryota; Fungi; Ascomycota; Dothideomycetes; Pleosporales; Didymellaceae
Exons: 3
Coding region: 84-1358 (424 amino acids)
Source: RefSeq, a predicted model, not a curated record
CAACACGAUCCAGGCGUCGUCUCUGUAUAUCUUGAGCCUGCCCCUGGCUCCAAUGCAGUGCAUUAUUGCUGCAUACUUCCACGAUGGUGGUUCUAGUUGAUCUGGAAGAGGACGCGCUUCCUGCGUAUCUUGCCCCCCAUACGUCAACUACCAACAUACCGGAUGUGAAGCCGUUGCUGCACGACUUGCUGGCCUCAACAAGGAACGAACAUGCGAAAACAGCAGAUGAGAGGCCGAACCCUAACAUCAACGGGUUCUCGGCAGCCCUCAGCUGUUAUCCUAUAGUCAGGCAGUUGGCCGGCCAGCUCGAUCUGAACACACUUCAUGAUCUGUCCCGCACGUGCCGGCAGUUCCGUGCCAAUUUGCUCGAGUACCGCGACCAGCUCAUCAAGCACACGUUGCACUGCUGCUUCGAAGAUGACGACACCGAUUCGCAGUUGCAGGCGCGGUUUCGCGAGCGACCGGGCGACUUUCAGUCGUCGCGGCAUCUGACCAGCGGGAAGAUUGGCCAUUGCGCGCGCGACAUGGUGGGCGAGUGUCAGCGCUGCGCAAAGGUCGUGUGUCGGAAUUGCACGAUGAAACCGCCGCCCACACCUGCGCUGCGCGCACGCCAUCGCAGGAUAUGUCGAACAUGUACCAAAGCUCCUCUGCCGCUGCUCAUGGCUGUGACGAAGGAGCAGACGUCAUCAUCGGGCGGGUCGCCGUCGCCGCCGUCAUCGCCGAAUUCCCACCCCGUAUUCUGGGCUGGCGAUGCGCCUCGAUCAUUCACUGCACCGGCCUUCGAACGAACACCCUGCAAUUGCAAUAAUGUCGUAUGGCUGUGCGCACCGUGUGGCAAACACCUUAAGAAAGCCGACACCAACUACGUUCUUGGCUGGAGCUGGCGCACACGUUAUAGCCACUAUCUAGGUGGUGUCGGCACAGGAGCGGGUGAGGGGGAACAAGGUGUCGAGUGCGGCCGCGGCCCCAGCUGUCUUGGUGCGAAGAUCGUCGAGCACGAAACAUGUGAGGCAGAGACACUAGAGGCUCUUGCUGCACAAGACCGAAGCCAUAAUACCCCGGAGUCGCCAGAAAGGUGGCGAGGCACAAGCUAUCUCGCCCAAGAGAUGGAGGGCAUCGGCGGCGUGCUUAAGGUGAAACAUAAGAAAUACACCAGAGUCGGUGAGUGUGUGAAAAUGUACGAAGACGAACGCGAUAAGUCCGUGCAAUGGCUGCCAAGAGAGAAUGACGGCAAGCUGAGGAGCUGGUGCUCGUGGUGUCAAAGAGUGGUACUUGGCGAGAGAGACAAGACGGACCCUGAUGGUCUUCACCGGGUGUGGAGUUCAACCAGCUCAACGUCGUCUAACGGAUCAAGAUGAUCAUUGAUUCGUAGGUACAUUCCCAAAGCCACGAAGAUUGUGUAAUGCGUAGCUAUUAGAAAUACAAUUACGAGCGCAACAUCCUUGCCGAGUGCGUCCCGCAUCCUGCCCCAACGGUCUUGGCGGUGUACAAACUUGACGAACGCAGACGCGUGGGUUUCCAUCACCGUCCCUUUCUGCGCAUCCGAGCGCCAGAAAACCGG